This is a messenger RNA of Xiphophorus hellerii (green swordtail), 1647 nucleotides long. Its product is annotated as spindlin-1-like. The coding region runs from base 461 to 1237 and encodes 258 amino acids. Gene Ontology annotation, biological process: gamete generation. The record is from RefSeq and is a predicted model, not a curated record. Lineage: Eukaryota; Metazoa; Chordata; Actinopteri; Cyprinodontiformes; Poeciliidae. The transcript is spliced from 8 exons.
CUUUUUUCUCCUUAAAUAAUGUAUGUGGAGACACUAAUUCAUUUUCGAAUAAUAAUAUUAAGUAAUCAAAACUAUUGAUUUGAUGGCGUUCUCGGGCGGUUUUAUUUUGAAAGGCUCAGCCGGAUGUUUGGCGCCGCGCUGCUUCCACCUUGACCGCUGGAGGUGAGAUGGCCGUGAAGUGUCUCUGGUUCCUGUGAAGUCGGAGCGGGCUGUGCGGACAGACCAGCGGGAGGCCAGGAACCGCUCCGUUUCCCCGCCGGGUCUCCUUCCUUCCCCCCAGUUUCACGGUAAGACCGGAGGAAGCGCCGCCCGGUCUGCCUGCAGGUUUGAUUCUGAUUCAGUUCAGGAGCUGAAGGACGAGCGGCUGCAUCGACUCUCCUCCUGAGAUCAGACCUGGAGACCCGGUUCUGGUUGUAGCCCAGUGGUGAGGCAGCCCGGCUGCCCCUCUGCCUCCAGAUGAAUGAAGAGCCCACCGGGUCACAGAGACACAGCUGAUGCAGGGCAUGCAGGUGUUUCUGCAAACAUGAUGAAGAAGAAGAAUCCACACAAAAAGCAUAAGAGCAGCCUGGGCCCGCCCACCAAGGUUCUGUCCCAGCCGCGGCGCAACAUCGUGGGCUGCAGGAUCCAGCACAUCUGGAAGGACGGUGGAGGACACGUGGUGUGGAAGGGAACGGUUCUGGAUCAGGUGCCUGUUAAUCCGUCGCUCUACCUGAUAAAGUACGACGGGUUUGACUGCGUUUACGGCCUGGAGCUGCAUAAGGACGAGCGGGUUCAGGGCCUGGAGGUUCUGCCCGACCGGCUCGCUAAGUCGCGCCUGACGGACGUUAGCCUAGCCGACGCCAUGAUCGGGAAGGCCGUGGAGCACAUGUUCGAGACGGAGGAGGGCCCGAAGGAGGAGUGGAGGGGGAUGGUUCUGGCCCGCGCCCCCAUCAUGACCACCUGGUUCUACAUCACCUACGAGAAGGACCCGGUUCUGUACAUGUACCAGCUGCUGGACGACUACAAGGAGGGCGACCUGCGCAUCAUGCCCGACUCCAACGACAGCGUCCCGGCGGAGCGGGAGCCCGGCGAGGUGGUGGACAGCCUGGUGGGCAAACAGGUGGAGUACGCCAAAGAGGACGGCGGCAAACGAACAGGCAUGGUCAUCCACCAGGUGGAGGCCAAGCCGUCCGUCUACUUCAUCAAGUUCGACGACGACUUCCUCAUUUACGUCUACGACCUGGUCAAGACUUCGUAAAGACUCUGCGGACGGCGCCACCCCGACGUGACGGAAAGUAAAAAAAAAAAAAAAAAAAAAAGCUCUUGCCGACGCGACUGAAGCAUUUAACCCAGCACACGUUAAUCCGACCAUCCAAGACAAAAACACUGAGAUUAAUCCAACGGGAUGAAGGCGAGUCGAGGGCAUCUCAAAACCCUUUGGAGUAAAUUUUCAUUUCAUUUUACGUUGAACUUUAAUUGGUUUGAGGCCGUUAAACCUUCCUGGAUGAAGAAACGGGUCCGUUUACUUUUUUAAAUUGGGGAAGAACCAUGAAGGCUUUUUGUUGACACAAAGCAGAUCCAUGGUUUUGACCAUAGUAGCCGACUUCGCUUGGAAAAAAAAAGAAGUAAAACCUGAACUUUGUUGAUUUCCAGUGAAAAAAGUUCUCU